UAUGGCAGCGUCCUGAGCCCUGUUGGGGGGAAUACGGCGUAACUGAGCACCUUCAGCACCAAAGUGGGAAAACUGAGAAGCACCACCCGCACUCGGAGGAGGGUGGGGGGCUGAGGGACGGCUUCGACAAUUACCCGUUAGCGAAUUUACAGGUCCCGUGAAAAGAUGAAUGUCGUCAAAGAAAAUAAAGACAUGGCCUGCUUCUACACCACCAAACACUCCUGGAGGGGAAAGUACAAGCGAGUCUUCUCAGUGGGGACGCAUGGCAUUACCACUUACAACCCGGCCACGCUAGAAGUAACAAAUCAGUGGCCUUACGGGGACAUCUGUGGCAUCGGCCCUGUAGGGAAAGGCCAGGGAACAGAGUUCAACCUUACAUUCCGCAAAGGCAGCGGCAAGAAGUCUGAAACGCUCAAGUUCUCAACGGAGCACCGGACAGAGCUGCUCACAGAAGCUCUGAGAUUCAGAACAGAGUUUUCAGAGGGAAAAAUAACUGGCAGGCGCUACAACUGCUACAAGCACCACUGGAGUGACACACGGAAGGCAGUAAGUUUAGAGGUGACACCGGGGGGCAUCGACCAGAUCGACCCGCAAACCAAUCGGGUGCUGUGUUCCUACGACUAUCGUAAUGUGGAGGGCUUCGUGGAGCUCUCUGACUACCAGGGGGGGUUCUGCAUCAUUUAUGGAGGCUUCAGCAGGCUGCAUCUUUUUGCCUCCGAGCAACGGGAUGACAUCAUCCGCUGCGCCAUCGAGCAUGCUGGGAACUUCAUUGGAAUGACCCUACGACUGAGGAAGGAGGCGUUGACGUUCGAGGACUUUGUGACGGACAGGUUGGGGAAGUACAGCUCGGACGAGAGCAUCACUUCACUGGCCGAGUUCGUGGUGCAGAAGAUCACCUCUCGACACCGGGAGCCUGUUAAGCGCAUCCUGGCCCUGACAGAGACUUGUCUAGUGGAGAGAGACCCGGCUUCCUACAACAUAGUCACCAUCAAACCCUUUGGAGAGGUGUUUGCUCUCAUCUGUGACGUAGACAACCCUCAGGUGUUUACAGUGGAAUUCAUCCGAGGUCAGAUCAGAAAGUUUUCCUCCACAGAAAGGGACUCCCUCUUAGCCAGCCUGCUUGAUGGAGUCCGCGCAUCAGGCAACCGGGACGUGUGCGUCAAGAUGGCCCCCACGCAGCGAGGGCAGAGAUGGGGCCUACUGAGCAUGCCCGUGGACGAGGAGGUGGAGAGUUUGCAUCUCAAAUUCCUGGCAGCACCUCCUAAUGGGAUCUUUGCAGAUGCAGUGUAUAGAUUCAACGCCAACAUAUCCUACAGUGGAGUGCUGCAUGCAGUAACCCAAGAUGGUCUUUUCUCUGAAAACAAAGAGAAGCUCAUCAGCAACGCUAUCCUGGCUCUUUUAUCCCAGGAGAUGGAGCUGCCCACGGUGAACGCCGAGCUGGAGAGCCAAUUCCAGGCCAUCCGCCGCCUGGUGGCCUCCAAGGCCGGCUUCCAGGCCUUCACCCAGCUUCCCAAGUCUGGUCAAGGGUCUGGAGUCACAGAUGCAACGUUCAGAGAAAAAUUGGGAGUAAAAACAGUAAAAGCUUUAAAAAGGAACAACAACGGUGUGACACAUGCUGCUGUAGACAUGCUCUGUGCCCUCAUGUGUCCGAUGCACGAUGACUAUGACCUGAGGCAGGAGCAGCUGAACAAAGCCUCUCUGCUGUCCUCCAAGAAGUUCCUGGAGAACCUUCUGGAAAAGUUCAUCACUAAUGUGGACCAUGGAACAGGAGCUCUGGUCAUCAGCUCCUUACUGGACUUCUUAACAUUUGCCCUGUGCGCCCCCUACAGCGAGACCACCGAGGGGCAGCAGUUCGACAUGCUGCUGGAGAUGGUUGCCUCCGAUGGACGCACGUUGUUCAAACUAUUCCAGCAUCCCUCUAUGGCGAUAGUGAAGGGAGCAGGCCUGGUGAUGAAGGCCAUUAUUGAGGAAGGAGACAAGGAAAUAGCCAGCAAGAUGCAGGACCUGGCUCUGAGUGAAGGGGCUCUUCCAAGGCAUCUGCACAAUUCUCUGUUCACUAUCAGCGCUGACCAGCGGAUGCUUACAAACAGGCAGUUGAGUCGUCACCUGGUGGGACUUUGGACGGCAGAAAACUCUGUUGCCAUGAACCUGCUUAAAAGAAUACUGCCAACAGGCCUGCUUGCUUACCUCGACAGUCCUGACCCCGUCCCAGAAAAAGAUAUGGACAGGAUGCACAUCCGGGAUAACUUGAAAAUUGCCACGGACCAGCUAAAUCGAAACAAGGUGCCCGACUGGCAGCGGUUAGCCGGCAAAGCAGCCAAAGAGGUGGAGAAGUUUGCCAAGGAGAAAGCUGACAUAGUGUUUAUGCACUGGAGAGAUAAGAUGGGCAUCGCUCAGAAGGAGCAGGACAGAAAUAACCUGAACCCAAACCAAAAGCCUGUCAUCCUGAGGAAGAGACGCCAGAGGAUAAAGAUUGAAGUCAACUGGGAGCUUUUCUACUACAGAUUCCAGCACGACCACGCACGGUCUAACCUCAUCUGGAACCUGAGGACGAGAGAGGAGCUGCGGGACGCUCUGGAGGGGGAGAUGCGCUCCUUCAGUGUGGACCGUGAGCUCGGCAGUGCCACCGUCAUCUCCUGGAACCACCAGGAGUUUGAGGUGAAAUACGAGUGCCUUUCAGAUGAGAUAAAGAUCGGGGAUUAUUACCUGCGUCUGCUGCUUGAGGAGGAUGAAAAUGACGAAUCAAAUGCCAUCAAGAGAUCAUACGAGUUCUUCAAUGAACUCUACCACCGCUUUCUGCUCACACCCAAAGUAUCCAUGAAGUGCCUGUGCCUGCAGGCGCUCGCUAUAGUCUACGCAAAGUGCUUUGAGGAAAUCGGCCCCUUCACAGACACUAAAUACAUUGUGGGCAUGCUGGAUCGAUGCACAGACAAACUGGAAAGAGACAGAAUCAUCAUCUUCCUCAACAAACUCAUUCUGAACAAGAAAAAUGUGAAGGAGGUGAUGGACUCAAAUGGAGUGCGUAUAUUGGUGGAUCUGCUCACCAUGGCUCAUCUGCAUACCAGCAGAGCUACUGUACCCCUCCAGAGCAACGUUCUGGAGGCAUCACCAGACAUGAAGAGGGAGAGUGAGAAAGAGUGGUACUUUGGGAACGCAGACAAAGAAAGAAGGGGACCAUUCAGUUUUGAGGAGAUGCAGGAGUUCUGGAGCACAGGAGUCCUGACAGCGAAGACACGCUGCUGGGCUCAGGGGAUGGACGGCUGGCGCCCCCUGCAGGCCAUCCCACAGCUAAAGUGGUGCCUCCUGGCCACCGGACAGGCGGUGAUGAACGAGUCCGACCUGGCUACCCUUAUCCUUAACAUGCUCAUCACCAUGUGUUCGUACUACCCCAGCAGGGACCAAGAUAAUGCCAUUAUCCGACCUUUGCCUAAGAUCAAGAGGAUGAUCAGUGACAAUGCUUGCCUCCCUCACAUUGUUCAGCUGCUCCUGACCUUUGACCCAAUCCUGGUGGAAAAGGUGGCUAACGUUCUGUACCUGGUGAUGCAGGACAACCCCAAUCUGCAGCGCCUCUAUCUUACUGGGAUCUUCUUCUUCAUCAUGAUGUACACAGGCUCCAACGUGCUUCCUGUAGCAAGGUUCCUGAAGUACACUCAUCUGAAACAAGCCUUCAAAUCAGAGGAGUCUAAGGGUACGGACAUAGUCCAACGUAGUGUUCUGGGCCCGGUGCUGCCCGAGGCCAUGGUGUGUUAUCUGGAGAACUACGAGGCGGAGCGCUUCUCAGAGAUAUUCCUUGGAGAGUUUGAUACCCCUGAAGCCAUCUGGAGCAGCGAGAUGAGACGGUUGAUGAUUGAAAAGAUAGCUGGACACAUAGCUGACUUCAGCCCCAGGCUGCAGAGCAACACGCGGGCUCUCUACCAGUACUGCCCCAUCCCAGUGGUCAACUUCCCUCAGCUGGACAACGAGCUCUUCUGCAACAUCUACUACCUCAGGCAUCUGUGUGACACUAUCCGCUUCCCCAACUGGCCCAUUCGAGAUGCGGUGAAGCUGCUAAAAGACACUCUUGAAGCCUGGAAGAGGGAGGUGGAGAAAAAGCCUCCCUCUAUGUCUGUAGAUGAUGCAUUUGAAGUCCUCAACCUCCCCAAAGGACAGGGACCGCACGAGGAGAGUAAAAUCAGGAAAGCUUACUUCAGGCUGGCGCAGAAGUACCAUCCAGACAAGAACCCCGAGGGCAGAGACAUGUUUGAGAAAGUCAACAAAGCCUACGAGUUCCUUUGCACAAAGUCUGCCCGAAUCCUGGACGGCCCCGACCCAGAAAACAUCAUCCUCAUCCUCAAAGCUCAGAGCAUCCUGUUCAACCGGCACAAACAAGAGCUGGAACCUUACAAAUACGCGGGUUACCCCAUGCUCAUCAAAACAAUUACCAUGGAAACAGAGGAUGAGCAACUCUUCUCCAAAACCUCCCCUCUCCUCCCGGCUGCUGCUGAACUGGCCUUCCACACCGUCAACUGCUCGGCUCUGAAUGCAGAGGAGCUGCGCCGAGACAGCGGCAUAGAGGUGUUGCUGGAGGCUCUCUCUCGAUGUGUUGGUGUAUUGACAGCAUCCAGCAAGCAUGAUGACAUGGCUGUUCUGGUGUGCGGGCACAUCUGCAAGUGCUACAGUGUAGCAGCCCAGUUUGAGGAAUGCAGGGAAAAGAUUGUGGAAAUGCCAAAUAUCAUCAGGGACCUCUGUCACAUCUUGUUCUAUGGAAAGGGUCUCCCAAAAACCGCCGCCCUGGCUGUGCAGUGCGUGAGCUCCUUCGCUGUGGAUUACUUCCUGCAGACACACCUGUACCAUGCCGGCGUGCUCUGGCACCUGCUGGUCCGCCUCUUCAACUACGACUACACCCUGGAGGAGAGCGGCGUGCAGACCAGCCAGGACUCAAACCAGCAGGAGGUCGCUAACAGCCUGGCCAAGCUCAGCAUGGUGGCCCUCAGCCGUCUGGGAGGCUACGCCCAGCCCCCCCCCACCACUGACGGGGACAAUCCUGUUUCAGAGACUAAUGGCAUCGAGGGAACCCCUCCGGAGAACCCCACCAUCCGCAAGAGCUUAGCAGCCAUGCUGUCACCGUACAUCUCAAGGAAGCUGGGAACAGGAUCUCCUGCUGAGGUCUUGAAGCUGCUGAAUAGCAACUCAGAGAACCCGUAUCUGAUCUGGAACAACGGAACACGAGCCGAGCUGCUGGAGUUCCUGGAGAUUCAACAGGAGGGAAACAUCAAGAGGGGAGAGAAUGAUAAAAGCUUUGGAGCAGAGUUUCUGUUCACUGAUCACAGCAAGGAGCUGAUAGUCGGGGAGAUAUUUGUCCGGGUCUACAAUGAGCAACCAACUUAUCCUCUUGAGUUCCCUAAAGUAUUUGCUGCCAGUCUUCUGGACUACGUGGGCUCUCAGGCUCAGUACCUCCACACUCUGCUGGCCAUGAGUCAGAGUAACAAGGUAGAGUCGCAGCAGCAUGCUGAGAGGCUGCGUUUCGCUGAGAUGUCUUUAGAGGCUCUCCGCAAUGUCAUCAAGAACAACCCAGGUUCGGAGUCAGAGUGCAUCGGCCAUUUCAAACUGCUCUUCUCUUUGUUGCGGGUUCACGGAGCGGGCAGAGUACAGCAGCUCGUUUUGGAGGUUGUGAAUACAGUCACGUCAAACCAAGAAUGCGUGAGCAACAUUGCUGAGUCGCUGGUGUUGUCCAACCUUUUGUUGCUGCUGCACUCACUCCCCUCCAGCAGGCAAAUGGUGCUGGAAACCCUGUAUGCACUGACUUCCAACACAAAAAUAGUCAAAGAGGCUAUGGCCAAAGGUGCUCUGAUCUACUUGCUUGACCUCUUCUGUAACUGCACACAUCCGCAAGUACGCACACAGACUGCAGAGCUCUUCUCCAAGAUGACUUCAGAUAAGCUAGUGGGGCCAAAGGUGCGUCUGACGCUGAUCCGUUUCCUUCCCGGUGUGUUCAUGGACGCCAUGCGAGACAACGCCGAGGCAGCAGUGCACAUAUUCGAGGGAACGCACGAGAACCCUGAGCUCAUCUGGAAUGACAACUCAAGGGAGAAAGUGUCGACAACUGUCCGGGAGAUGAUGCUUGACCACUUUAAACAGCAGAAGGAUAAUCCUGACGUUAACUGGAAAUUGCCUGAGGACUUCACAGUGGCUUAUGGAGCAGGGCAGGGCGAGCUAGAAGUUGGUGGAGUCUUCCUGCGCAUCUUUAUUGCUCAGCCCGGCUGGGUGCUGCGCAAGCCUCGAGAGUUCCUGGUGUCCCUCCUGGAGACCCUGACUGAGCUGCUGGAGAAAAACAACCCCAAUGGUGAGGCCCUGGAGACAGUUACCAUGGCAGCAGUGUGUCUGUUCAGCGCGCAGAGCCAGCUGGCUGACCAGGUUCCUCCUCUGGGACACCUGCCUCGCGUCCUGGCAUCACUGAGCCACAAGAACAACGCCGUGCCCAAGAGCUCCAUCCGCCUCAUACAUGCUCUAUCAGACAAUGAGAACCUGAUAAGGAGAAUGUUUUAUGACAAAGUCAAGUCGUUAUUUAAGAACCCUACAACGCACACGUUAGUGAGAGAACUCCAGAUACGGUGUCGUAGAAGUAUAUAUAACCGCAACUCCCAGUCCUGA
Messenger RNA from Notothenia coriiceps (black rockcod), 6630 nucleotides. RefSeq names its product dnaJ homolog subfamily C member 13. The coding region runs from base 166 to 6630 and encodes 2154 amino acids. The record is from RefSeq and is a predicted model, not a curated record. Gene Ontology annotation, biological process: regulation of early endosome to late endosome transport; endosome organization; receptor-mediated endocytosis. NCBI's taxonomy places the organism in Eukaryota, Metazoa, Chordata, Actinopteri, Perciformes, Nototheniidae. The transcript is spliced from 54 exons. Gene Ontology annotation, cellular component: endosome membrane.